GAGGCCAGUCCGAAACGUUACAUUCCACCGAGGCUGGGCGACUGCCGCGAGACGACCGAGUUGAGGAAUCGCGUCGUCAUUCGUUCGUUCGAUAUAAAUAGUACCAGAGGAACUCAACCGCCCAGAGGCCAGGGAUUGGGGGGGGAAGGCCACAUACUCGCUCCUUCCUAUCACAGCUGCUGUCGUUGUGAAAGACGCUGUGAUCCCGAGGCACUGGGAGGAUGUUGUGGCGAGUCUAACAGCCCAAUCGUGGUCAACGGGCAACGUUUCUUCUGGAUGUUGAACGAUGGCGCAAGGAGGCGCAUCGUGGGAGCUGAAGAUCGCUGUGGAAGAACUGGGUGCUGAGGCGGAUCCCAUCACCUUGAGAGUUAACGGCGAUGUGCACAUUGGUGGUGUCAUUCUUCAGCUUGUGGAGAAAAUUGAGAUAAAGAAGAAUUGGUCAGACCAUGGGCUGUGGUGGGAACAGAAGAAUCGCUGGGUUCUGAAAACGAACUGGACCCUGGAUAAGUACGGAAUCCAGGCGGAUGCGAGGCUGCUUUUCACCCCUCAGCACAAGUCAUUACGCCUUCAACUGCCCAACCUCAAAACCGUCAAACUGAAAGCCAGCUUCUCCUGUCCCGUCUUCAGCUCCAUCAUUGGCAUCUGUAAGAUACUCGAUAUCCGUCACCCGGAGGAGCUAUCCCUGCUGAAACCUCUAGAUGAUCCCAACCAGCGGAGAAAGAAAAAGGAGAAGGAUAGCGAACCCGAGGAAGAGGUGGUGGACUUGGAACGUCUCAUCCCGUCUCGAGGAACACAAAACCAGAGAUAUAACCAGCCGAAUGGAGCUCACUACCUGAGGGAUAGCCCGGAGGGAGAAUCCGCCUACCAGAUCCUGACGGUCAGUCAGCCCAGUAUGUCCCCUGAGCAGAUGGCCAAACUAUACAGACCGAGUUCACUGAUCGAUAAGGCACAGAUCCACAGCAGGUGGUUGGAUUCCUCUCGUUCCCUGAUGUCGCAGGAGAUCAAGGAGAAUGAUAAACUCCUGAUCCGGUUCAAAUAUUUCAGCUUCUUCGACUUGGAUCCCAAGAGACCGUAA
This is a messenger RNA of Hemiscyllium ocellatum (epaulette shark), 1075 nucleotides long. RefSeq names its product fermitin family homolog 2-like. Bases 287 to 1075 code for a protein of 262 amino acids. The record is from RefSeq and is a predicted model, not a curated record. The transcript has 7 exons. Gene Ontology annotation, biological process: platelet aggregation; integrin-mediated signaling pathway; regulation of cell-cell adhesion mediated by integrin. Gene Ontology annotation, cellular component: cell-substrate junction. NCBI's taxonomy places the organism in Eukaryota, Metazoa, Chordata, Chondrichthyes, Orectolobiformes, Hemiscylliidae. Gene Ontology annotation, molecular function: integrin binding.